Molecule: messenger RNA, 351 nt
Organism: Truncatella angustata
Lineage: Eukaryota; Fungi; Ascomycota; Sordariomycetes; Amphisphaeriales; Sporocadaceae
Product: RPEL repeat protein
Exons: 3
Coding region: 1-351 (116 amino acids)
Source: RefSeq, a predicted model, not a curated record
AUGGCUGAUAACAGCAACCCCGCGAAUGUCGACGACACUCCCAUUUCUCCCAUUGGAGCUUCGGGACGCAAGAACUCUCUGGAGCAGCACUUGCAGCACCGUCCAGAGCGUUCUGAGCUGGUGGAGAAAAACAUCCUCCCAGACUCGACAGCCGCACCUGGCCUGCAGGAGAAACAGAGAGAGCUGGAGAAACACAUGCGCGCAGAUUCCCUAAACGAUAAAAUCUCGCACCGACCCUCCCCCGAAGAGCUCAUCAAGGAGGGCGUCUUGAAGGACGACCCGCGAUCGCCGGAAGAGAAAUAUGCCGAAGCAAUUGAGGAUGAGUAUGCCAAGCGAGAGGGAGGCGCAUGA